Molecule: messenger RNA, 1714 nt
Organism: Toxotes jaculatrix (banded archerfish)
Lineage: Eukaryota; Metazoa; Chordata; Actinopteri; Toxotidae
Product: serine/threonine-protein phosphatase 2A 55 kDa regulatory subunit B gamma isoform
Exons: 9
Coding region: 45-1397 (450 amino acids)
Biological process (GO): peptidyl-serine dephosphorylation
Cellular component (GO): cytosol; protein phosphatase type 2A complex
Molecular function (GO): protein phosphatase regulator activity; protein binding
Source: RefSeq, a predicted model, not a curated record
ACCACGCUGCCCAACCAAGACGGGCGCUCCCCCCAGCCCUGCUGAUGGGCGAAGACACUGACGCCACCCCGACGCUUAACCACCGCGGCUUCCUCCCCGACCACAACUAUGUGACUGAAGCUGAUAUCAUCUCCACUGUUGAGUUCAACCACACAGGAGAGCUCCUGGCCACAGGGGACAAGGGGGGCCGAGUGGUCAUCUUUCAGAGGGAACCAGAGAGCAAGACUGAGCCAUUCUCCCAGGGAGAGUACAAUGUCUACAGCACCUUUCAGAGCCAUGAGCCCGAGUUUGACUACCUUAAGAGUCUGGAGAUCGAGGAGAAGAUCAAUAAGAUCCGAUGGCUGCCUCAGCAGAACGCCGCACACUUUCUCCUCUCCACCAAUGAUAAGACCAUUAAGUUGUGGAAGGUGAGUGAAAGAGACAAACGGCCUGAAGGAUACAACCUGAAGGAUGAGGAGGGUCGCAUCAAGGAUAUCUCCACCGUCACCUCCCUGCAGGUACCGGUGUUAAAGCCGAUGGACCUGAUGGUGGAGGUGAGCCCGCGGCGAGUGUUCGCAAACGCCCACACCUACCACGUCAACUCCAUCUCCGUCAACUCAGACUAUGAGACCUACAUGUCAGCUGAUGACCUGAGGAUCAACCUCUGGCAUCUGGACAUCACUGACCGCAGCUUCAACAUUGUGGACAUCAAGCCAGCCAACAUGGAGGAUCUGACAGAGGUGAUCACAGCAGCUGAGUUUCACCCCCACCACUGUAACUUGUUUGUCUAUAGCAGCAGUAAAGGCACCCUGCGCCUCUGUGACAUGAGAGAAGCAGCGCUGUGCGACAAACACUCCAAAUUGUUUGAGGAGCCCGAGGACCCCAGUGCCCGCUCCUUCUUCUCCGAGAUCAUCUCCUCUGUGUCGGACGUCAAGUUCAGCCACAGCGGCCGCUACCUGCUCACCAGAGACUACCUGACUGCCAAAGUCUGGGACCUCAACAUGGAGAGCAAGCCCCUGGAGACGUACCAGGUUCACGAUUACCUCCGCAGCAAGUUGUGUUCCCUUUAUGAAAACGACUGCAUCUUUGACAAGUUUGAGUGUGCCUGGAACGGCUCGGACAGCGUGAUCAUGACCGGAGCCUACAACAACUUCUUCCGCAUGUUCGACCGGAACACCAAACGCGAUGUGACCCUGGAGGCGUCAAGAGAGAGCAGCAAACCUCGAGCUGUCCUGAAGCCGCGAAGGGUCUGCGCCGCCGGAGGGAAGCGCCGGAAGGACGACAUCAGCGUGGACAGCCUGGAUUUCACCAAGAAGAUCCUCCAUACGGCUUGGCACCCGACUGAGAACAUCAUCGCCAUCGCCGCCACCAACAACCUGUACAUCUUCCAGGACAAACUCAACUCUGAGAUGCAUUAAUGAACGGACGUCUGCGGCGGAUAUGAAUGAGUUUACACCUGAACACACACCUGUGCCAGAAUGUACACAUUAACAGACAUGCGCACACAGGAAUAUGCCUAACACACAUCCACACACGCAUAAGCAGGAAGCGUACACACACGUAUGUCUUCUGUGACACGCUCCUUCACCUCCUCCCCAGCCUCCCAGAACUGAAAGGACCUAGAGAGGGCUAGAAAGGGAACGGGCUGGAUUACGCAAUGGAUUAUGGAUUGCAAAAUUGUCUGAACUGUGGAUUUCUUGAUUGUUAACCUCCUUGUGCUUGUUGGUGUGUUGAU